CUCCCUCGGGGCCCGAGGCACCUGCAGGAAGGGGAGCAGCCAAUGGGCAAGACCAGCUAGGGCGGAAAACAAAAGCUGCCCCGUCAUCUUUGCCGCCGAGACCAUGGCUGCAGACAGCCCUGCCGAAAGUUUCCGCGACGAAGCCUCCUGCUCCAUCUGCCUGGGCUUCUUCCAGGACCCCGUCUCCAUCCAUUGCGGUCACAACUUCUGCCGGGCAUGCAUCACCCGUUGCUGGGAGGAAGCCGAGGAGAAUUUCGCCUGCCCUCAGUGCAAAGAGACGGCCCCGCAGAGAAACCUGAGACCUAACCGGGAGCUGGCAAAAAUCAUCGAGAUAGCCAAGCGGCUGAGCUUGCAGGCAGCUAAAGGAGGGGCAGGGGGGGAGAAGCUGUGCGAGAAGCACCAGGAAGCUCUGAAACUCUUCUGUGAGGAGGACCAGACCCCCAUCUGCCUGGUUUGCAGAGAGUCCCAGGCUCACCGGGUCCACGCCGUGGUCCCCAUCGAGGAGGCUGCGGAGGAGCACAAGGAGAAAUUCCAGGCUCAUGUGCAGAUCCUGAAGGACAGGAGAGAAAAGCUGCUGGGGCUGAAAGUGGCUGAGGAAGCAAAAAGCCAGGAAUUCCUCGAACAAGUGGAAAUGGAGAGGCAGAAAAUUGUGUCUGAAGUCAAGGAACUGCACGAGUUCGUGGAGGGACAGGAACGUCUCCUCUUGGACCAGCUGGCAAAGCUGGACCAGGAGAUCAUGAGGAGACAGGAGGAGAACAUCAACAGGCUCUUGGAGGAGAUCUCCUCCAUCGGCAAGCAGAUCGGUGAACUGGAGGAGAAGUGUCAGAAGCCAGCGUGUGAAUUCCUGCAGGAGAGCAGAAACAUCUUGAGCAGGCUUGAGAAGGACGUGGCCCAGAAGCCAGAAGAGACAUCGCCUGAGCUGGGAGAGAAACCCACCGGUCUUCCUCAGAAAAAUAUUGCCCUCAAAGAGAUGCUGAUGAAAUUUCGAGUAAGUUUGACGCUGGAUCCAGAGACAGCGCAUCCCCGGCUCGUCCUAUCCGAGGAUCGCAAGUGCGUGAGAUGGGAAGACACCCGCCAGCCCGUACCCGACAACCCCAAGCGUUUCGACUCGUCUCGCUGCGUCCUGGGCUGCGAGGGUUUCGACACGGGGAGGCAUUACUGGGAGGUGGAGGUGGGCGAUGGGGAAGCCUGGGCGGUUGGGGUGGCCAAGGAGUCGGUGAGGAGGAAGGGACGGAUCAGCGUCAAUCCCAAGGUGGGGAUCUGGGCGGUGGGGCAGUGUGGGAGCCAGUACCAAGCUCUCACCUCUCCUACCAUCCCCAUCUCCCUGCUCGCUGCCCCCAAAGUGAUUGGGAUUUACCUGGACUACGAGGCGGGGCGAGUGGCGUUUUUCGACUCCAAUAAUGAGGCACCGAUCUUCGCCUACCCCCCGACAUCCUUUGCAGGGGAGAGAAUCCUCCCCCUUCUCUGCCUGGGGAGGGGGUGCCAGUUCACACUCUCCCCAUGA
Messenger RNA from Pelecanus crispus (Dalmatian pelican), 1504 nucleotides. Its product is annotated as E3 ubiquitin-protein ligase TRIM39. The record is from RefSeq and is a predicted model, not a curated record. NCBI's taxonomy places the organism in Eukaryota, Metazoa, Chordata, Aves, Pelecaniformes, Pelecanidae. Gene Ontology annotation, molecular function: zinc ion binding; protein binding.